Molecule: messenger RNA, 1260 nt
Organism: Cyphellophora europaea CBS 101466
Lineage: Eukaryota; Fungi; Ascomycota; Eurotiomycetes; Chaetothyriales; Cyphellophoraceae
Exons: 2
Coding region: 1-1260 (419 amino acids)
Biological process (GO): retrograde vesicle-mediated transport, Golgi to endoplasmic reticulum; endoplasmic reticulum to Golgi vesicle-mediated transport
Cellular component (GO): Golgi membrane; endoplasmic reticulum; endoplasmic reticulum membrane
Source: RefSeq, a predicted model, not a curated record
AUGGGAGACUUCGCAGGCCAUGGGCUGGACGAGGAUGCCUUUGGCGAGAAGGCAGGCUUGUCCGCCCUCAAAACAUUCGAUGCCUUCCCAAAAGUAAAGCCGACAUAUACCUCCCCCUCCGCCCGUGGAGGACAAUUUACCCUCGCCGUCCUCAUCCUCUGUACCCUCCUCACCUUCACUGAACUCCGUACCUGGUGGAUUGGUACCGAAAAGCAUCACUUCAGCGUCGAGCGUGGUGUCGGACACGAGCUGCAGCUCAACCUCGACAUCAUUGUAGCCAUGCAAUGUAGUGACCUGCACGUCAACGUCCAGGACGCCGCCAUGGACCGCAUCGUUGCCGGUGAUCGCCUCACCAAAGAAGCCACCAACUACGCCCUGUGGACCUCGGGCUCGCGCCGCUCUCCUGUCUACCAGACCGUCAACCAACGAACACCGGCCCGCAAAGCCGCCGAAGAGGAAGACUCGCACGUCGCGCACGUGCUAGGCCACAUGCGCGAGAACCCUUCGCGCAAGUUCGUCAAAACUCCCAAAAUCCCCCGCGGCUCCCCUACGGACGCCUGCCGCAUCUACGGCUCCCUUGAGGGCAACAAAGUGCAGGGCGACUUCCACAUCACAGCCCGCGGUCACGGCUACAUGGAAUUCGGACAGCCCUCGCACCUCGACCACUCAGCCUUCAACUUCUCGCACCACAUCAACGAACUCUCCUUCGGUCCACACUACCCCAACCUCCUCAACCCACUCGACAAAACCACCUCGGCCACCGAAGCCCACUUCUACAAAUACCAAUACUUCCUCUCCAUCGUGCCCACCAUCUUCACCAAACGCCGCGUCUCCACCCCCAGCGGCACCCUCGACCCGGCCGCCGUGCCCCAACCCCCCACCCUAGACCUCCAGCCCGCGACCAAGAAGGACAAGGAUGGCCAGGUGCGCCACGUGGCCAACCCGGGCGUCAACGCCGACGCCAAAUCCAUCUUCACGAACCAGUACGCCGCCCAGUCGCAGAGCCACGAGGUCAACCACAACACCAUCCCAGGGGUGUUUUUCAAGUACGACAUCGAGCCCGUGCUGCUCAUCGUGGCGGAGCAGCGCCAGAGUCUGCUGGCGCUGCUGGUGCGUCUCGUCAACGUCAUUUCCGGCGUCAUUGUUGGAGGCGGCUGGAUGUUCCAGUUGACCGAGUGGGCGUAUGAGGUCUGGGGACGGAGACGGAGGGGCGGCAGUAUUGGUAGUGGGGUCUUGGAUGGGAAGCAUGAGAAGCUGUAA